This is a messenger RNA of Colletotrichum aenigma, 606 nucleotides long. RefSeq lists its product as uncharacterized. The coding region runs from base 1 to 606 and encodes 201 amino acids. The record is from RefSeq and is a predicted model, not a curated record. NCBI's taxonomy places the organism in Eukaryota, Fungi, Ascomycota, Sordariomycetes, Glomerellales, Glomerellaceae. The transcript has 3 exons.
AUGUCCACCGGAACCCCCUCCGAGACCGCAAAGGCGCAAGCCUCCGCGUCCGCCAACGCGCCCUCCUUCGAGUCAAUCGGGAUCAAGAACAAGGACAUUGUCCAAAAGUCAGGCGUCUCGCUGUCCGACCAGCAGAAGGUCCUUGUUGGCAGCGUUCUCGACCUCUUUGAGGGAAACCCCACCCUCAAACACCUCUCCCUCUGGUCCAAAACCGCCACCUUCCAGGACAACAUCACCAUCGCCGAGGGCUACGACAAGUUCGCCGCGCAGUGGUACGGCCUGCCCGCGCUCUUCGACCCGAUCCGGAUCCAGUCGCACACCGUCACUUCCGCCGGCAACCCCAUCGAGUUCAAGCUCAAGAACACGUACACCGUUAAGGGCGUCAAGAGCGAGCAGACGAUGGAGAGCACCGUGCAGAUCGAGGUCGGCGCCGACGGCAAGAUCGCCAAGGUCAGCGACAAGUGGGACAACGAGCUGCCCGAGGGCGCGUUUUCGCAGGCUUUGCGGAAGCUGAAUGCUGUUACGGUGCCGACGUUGGUCAAGGUUCCCAAGACGGAGGAGGAGGACCAGAAGAUGAAGGCCGAGAGGGAGAAGAGGACCCAGUAA